AUGUACCAAAAUGGCCAGAGGGACCCUCCGCGGCCCUUUGCGGUCCCGCCGCCACCACCGCCCAUGUCACCCCCGCAAGUCGGUUCUGGAGUUGCAGGCAUCAACAGCGUCAUGAACAUUCCUCCUCCACCCCCUCGCUACCCGGGCGCACCAGGAACUGUGGGCGGAUCCUUAUUGCCGCCUCCUCCCGGCCCGCCUCCCGGGAACCCGGGUUUCCCUCCGAGCGCAAUAGCCCCGCCGAGCGCCUUGGGCGCUGCACCCUGGCAUGGCGCCUGGGGACGCCCAUACAACGGACAAACCGCCUUCAAUCUUCCUCCUCCUCCGCCUGGUGGAAAUGGCGGGCUACAGGCCUACAAUCCCUUGUUGCAUGCGCAGGCGGCUGCAGCGGCGGCGGCGGCGGCUGCGUCCGCUUCCAAUACCCCAGGCCCCCCCGCUACCUCGAUCACGAUACCUCCCCCGCCUCCGCCGAGCGAGCAAAUGAGCGCGACCUAUAUUCCAUCGGCCGGCGAUACGUAUGGUGAAGGUGUGGGCAUUCCGGGCUUGGGGCUGCCCGACGAGAUCGGGGGCCCAGGCAACUGGACCGGGGCCGAACAGCAGCGCUUGGGAGGAAUAUCUAUGGAGGAUGCGCAUCGGCUGCACGCUGCUCCCACGGCGGAUAGGGGCUUAUCGACCACCAGCAACACCCCCAACAGCUCGUCGGCUAUUCCGCCCGAGUUGGCAGCGCAGUGGCCGCUUGAUAGGGUCCUGAUGUGGCUUCAGGCAAACAGCUUUUCCCAGGACUGGGUGAAUACGUUCAAGGUCUUGAACCUUCAUGGUGCGCAAUUUCUGGAGCUCGGCAGUGGUCAUGGUGGUCGCGGAAACUUUGGCAUGAUGCAUCAGCAAGUAUAUCCGCAGCUGGCGCAUGAGUGCCAGAUGAGCAAGACAGGCUGGGACCAGACGAAAGAGCGGGAGGAGGGCAAGCGGAUGCGACGAAUGAUCAGGGGAAUCGUGACGGGUCGAUCUGUAGAUCCAUCCAAAGUUGCGGCAAGUGGAGGCGCGCAAGGAGGAGCAGGAGGAGGAGGGGGAGGAGCUGGAGGCCAUGCCCGCAGAGAGUCCGUCAGUGCAAGCGUCCCGCCUAGCGCAGGUCCCGAUUCUGCAGAUUCUCCAAACGUGGAGUUCAGCAAAUCUCAUCUCUUUGUGCAGGAAGAGCAAGUCCAGUCCGGACCCAAGGCCCCGGGCCCGGGCUUCGCAGGCAGGAGAUUCUCCCAAUCGCGCGCAACGACGAUGCCGCUGCUGACAAGUACCAUGUCAUCAGGUGAGCCAAAUCACCGUAGCAUGAUGAGGAAUCUGGAUAUAGACAGCGCCCGUCGUCACAGCCCGAGCACCAGUAACGUGAGCGAAUCGGGCGACCUAAACGCAGGCACCUUCCGUACGGUCGGGAGAGAAAGGCAGGAUAGUCCGAUCGGUGGCAGUCCUAACCCUUCUUCUGCCCUCUUCCCUUCUAACGCUGGCAACACGAUCUUGUCAUCGUCACCACAUCGCAGCGGCAGCAGGUUUGGUCAUCGUUCGCGCAACAGCAGUGAUUCAGUAUCCUCAAACGCAGCACAGUACGGGUCUGGUAUUCCUGCCGAUGCCGCAGCCAUGUUUAAGAACGGAAGCCUCGCGGAUAUGAUUAAGAAUAGCUUUAACUCAAACAACCUCGAUCGUCGAAACGGUCAAGAUGGUGGUCGGCCCUUGGGUGUCGUUGAAACAGGAGACAGGAGUGCCGGGACUGACCCUCCGAACAGUGCCAAGGGCCCAAAGUCGUUCUUGUCCUUCUUGUCGCGAAACAAGAGAAAGGAAGAUGGAACAUCACCCGACGAGCUGGAUUCCCCCACCAGUCCAGCUACCGGCUUCAAGGCUCACUCGCUUGGCAGUCGUGCCGGUCAUGUCAGCGAAACUUCGCUCGAUCAGCGCCCCGGUUCAAGUAUCUCGACUCACGAUCACAGUGUCGGGUUCCAGAGCGGCCAUAGUAGGAAGAAGAGCGUGGUAUCUACUCGGGUUUAUCUCCUCGCCACUCUGGAUCACUGGAAUUAUCGCAUGUUGGAUGUUACUGAUAUCGACUCCGCUCAUGACUUGAGACAGCUAGUGUGCAUCAACCUGGGCCUACCUGACAGUGAAGGCGCGGCAAUCUACGUGACUGAGCUGGGCAAGUUCGACCAUGAGGAGCCCUUGGAUGAUAUGAAACUACUCACGAACAAAAGGCUACGGGCGGACGCAAUCGGUACACUAAAACUGUUUGUAAAACCGGGCGGUUUGACGAGUUCGCCAUACCUAGGUACCGGAACCCAAAGCGGUCAGCCAUCAUCGUAUGUUCCUCGCGGCGCUCCUCCCAUGGACGAGGAAACUUUCAACAGGCUAAACGGACAAAGGCAGCGUUCUAGUUCAUCGCCGCCGACGUCAAGGCAGAAUACGAUAUCCAGCAAGGACCGGGACGAGAAGAUGCCAGUGCCGGAGCCAGUCGAGCACAAGGCAGAGCCCCCGAGAAAGCACGCAAUCAAGGAGACAAGCCCGAUCGGAGAGACGACACCGUUCGGUAUUGUCGGCAGGAAAGUGGACUUUGACCAGCCCCGACUCUCACCCUUCGAGGACAAGAGGCCCGAUCACCUGUUUCCGGUACGAAAGGCACCUGCACCACCAGGGGACCCAUCGGCUACUUUGAAAAAGGUCAAUUCACUGAGUAAGAAAACUGGACAGGGAUUCCGACCUAGCACGGCGCAUGCCACCCAGCACCAUCAUCACAACGCCAUAGAUCAUGGAUACCACCAGAGACGAGUAUCGACGGAUAUACGCGAGAACACGACGUCCGAGAGGCAGACGAGGAGGCCAGCCGCCAUAAGAGGAACCGCCGAAGUGCCAUCACCAUCAGGAGGAAUCGGCAGUUUGCUAAUCAAUAUAGGCGGUCACCUGGGUGGCAUCGGUCAUCCUGUCGCUGGUGGUGCUCGCGCAUUAUCACCAAACCGUGUCGCCUCAGCGCCCGUCGGGCAUGGUGGUGAGAUGAGCGAACAGCAAAGAGCACGCGCGCCGUCACCUUCAGCUGUUAGUCCGAAUGCUCGUAGGAGACCAAGCGAGUCUCAUAUCAGCCAGCAACAAUAUCAGCAGAAUCACCGGCCACCAUCAUCGCAGCAGCAGCAUCCACAUCUCCAGCAUCAGGCACAGCCACAGCAGCAGCCGCAGCAGCAACAACAACAGCAACAGCAACAAUACCAGUCGAGACAACAGCAGCCACAGCAACCACAGCAGCAACAACAAGCACAGCAACCACAGCAACAACAGCAGCAACAACAAGCUCCGGCUCAACACGAGGAGUCCAAGCGCAAGUCCCAUGGUCCAGAUGUGGAUUUCAGCGAUAAUGAUGUGCGCUUCACCCCACCUCCUGAGAGUGAAUCCCUCAACGCCAGUUCAAACCAUCAAAACUACGCAGACGAUCAAGAUGAUUCGGACGACUCAGAUGAUGGCCUCUUCGCGGUUCCGAUCUCGAAAAACAAGACAGCGGAGACGUCGAAGACCAAAAACGAUUCGGGCGGGAGCGACGAAGGACUCGGCAAGCGCCCAAGCUUGAAGGUGGCAACCGAUCGCUCGAAGAAGAACUUAUCCGUGGCAUUCACUACUCCUCAGGCCAGCCCCAGAAUGGCAACGUUCACGGACGAAUCUGAGCAUGCUAGUGUGCCAGCUUCCUCGGGUCAUGGUCACCGGCAGUCAGCGCCUGUUCCAUCGGGGUCAUCGAAGGAAUGGGAACAGGAUGAGACGGAGUGCAAGAUUGGCAGGCGCAAGUCCUUUAUUGAGAAGGAUGUUUGGGCCAACCGUCCCCCGACCGACGCCCUUAUCAACAACCUUGAGGACUUCUUCCCCAACUUGGAUGUCGACCAGCCUGUGCUUGAGGAAGGCGGUGACACGGAGGUUGAGGUUGAUGCCCCGUCACCGAUUGCCGAGGUGGACGAGAGCCAAUUCCAAACACGGCCGCAGCCGAUGGCGGAAACCAUGGCUCAGAGCAACACGGCGGUUGCCGGCAGUAGCAACAACGCUCCUAUGCUCCCGCCGCUAAACAGGGUUUCUUCAGCUUUCAACGAGAGCGAUACCCUGGGGUCUGAUGAGUCUACGCUCAAGGCGCUGGAGUCACGUCCACCAUCGAUGGUAUCGGGCAGUGUGCGCCGCUCUAGAGGCCUUGGCCGCAUGAAGUCUAUUCGUGAGGUGGCCCGUGGUGCGCACGAAGCCCACAAGCGCUAUACGCAAACGUCGAUGCAGACGAACGUGGCCACACCGGCAGUUCCCAACGCGACGACCAACCUCAUGCGGCGAAAGAGCACAAAGAUGUUUAACGCUAACAUUGUGCAGAUCGAACCUAGGCGGGGGUCCAUUCUGUCUACCAUUCCCCAGGAGACCCUUCCCACGCAAGACAACAUCAACACACUACCGAAGAGACAAACAACGUUCCGCUGGUUCAAGGGUCAGCUGAUUGGCAAGGGCACCUUUGGCCGCGUCUACCUCGGUAUGAACGCGACAACGGGUGAAUUCUUGGCCGUCAAGGAAGUCGAAGUGAACCCCAAAGCCGCCCAAGGCGACAAGAAGAAGAUGCAAGAGCUGGUGGCCGCGCUCGACCAGGAGAUCGACACGAUGCAGCACUUGGACCAUGUCAACAUUGUGCAGUACCUCGGCUGCGAGCGCAAGGAGACCUCCAUCUCCAUCUUCCUCGAGUAUAUUUCGGGUGGCUCCAUCGGCUCGUGCCUGCGCAAGCACGGAAAGUUUGAGGAGCCCGUGGUUGCGUCUUUAACGCGCCAGACGCUUUCCGGUCUGGCGUAUCUGCACCGCGAAGGGAUCUUGCAUCGGGACCUCAAGGCGGACAAUAUCUUACUGGAUCUGGAUGGCACGUGCAAAAUUUCCGAUUUUGGCAUCUCCAAGAAGACGGACAACAUCUACGGUAAUGACAAGACCAACUCGAUGCAGGGGUCCGUGUUCUGGAUGGCGCCCGAGGUGAUCCGGUCGCAGGGCGAAGGAUACUCGGCCAAGGUGGAUAUUUGGUCGUUGGGCUGUGUGGUGCUGGAGAUGUUUGCGGGCAGAAGGCCAUGGAGCAAGGAUGAGGCGGUUGGGGCGAUCUACAAGAUUGCGAAUGGCGAGGCGCCGCCGAUUCCGGAUGAUAUCCGGGAGGAGAUCACGCCGAUUGCGAUUGCUUUUAUGUUGGAUUGCUUUACUGUCGACCCGACUGAUCGCCCUACCGCCGACGUCCUUCUCUCCCAACACCCCUUUUGCGAGCUGGAUCCUAACUACAGCUUUAUGGAUACGGAGCUGUAUGCUAAGAUUAGGGGUACUUAUUAAUUGAACUGGGGAACGACGUCAUUAUACACAUUUAUAUAUCUUUCUAUGCUAGCGGGCAGCGGGCUUUAGUCUACAGGAGGAUACAUACCGCCGACAACCCCUGUGGUGUGCACAAACAAAAACCAAACACACUUGAAGAUAUCUACUUGUGCUUUCACCACGUUACUACGGACAAGAGGAGGCGAGAAGAGAACUACUGGGUGGAGUUGAGCUAGCCUAUCACCCUACCCUACUUAUGAAGAGGAAAACUUGCGCAGGAAGACUUGGGGGAAAUCGGAGCAGUACACUACAAGUAAAUAAUGAAGUGGAUCUCCAACAAAAGGCCGGAGAAGAGAAAGAAAAAAAUUAAAAUAAUAGGGGUAAUGGGACGGAUACGAUCGGUCGGUCGGGGUGUGGUGUCAGUCAGGGUUUACCAUAGGUAUUUAAAGGGGGGAGUGGGGAUGGGGGCUGUCCCCAAGGUUCGGAUCGUUCGAUGUCGGAAGGCAAACGAGUCAAUCUUUUCCAGCGCGCAUCUCUCUGUGGUCGGAACUGUGUGUUUGCGAGUGUGUGUACGUGUGUCUGUGUGAGACGGGCGUAGAGAGAGAGGGAGUGUGAGCUGGUUCUCACUUUAGAGAUUAUAGUACGGUAUCUCUAUGGUGAAGCAAUCGAAGAGAUUUGGCGUAGGUAGAAACAUGACCUGUCUGUCUGGAGGUACAAUUCACAGCACUAUCUUUGCUAUA
Molecule: messenger RNA, 6050 nt
Organism: Neurospora tetrasperma FGSC 2508
Lineage: Eukaryota; Fungi; Ascomycota; Sordariomycetes; Sordariales; Sordariaceae
Exons: 3
Coding region: 1-5331 (1776 amino acids)
Biological process (GO): protein phosphorylation
Molecular function (GO): ATP binding; protein kinase activity
Source: RefSeq, a predicted model, not a curated record